Pristis pectinata (smalltooth sawfish) is the source of this 5639-nucleotide messenger RNA. RefSeq names its product TBC1 domain family, member 4 (gene tbc1d4). The coding region runs from base 867 to 4733 and encodes 1288 amino acids. Lineage: Eukaryota; Metazoa; Chordata; Chondrichthyes; Rhinopristiformes; Pristidae. The record is from RefSeq and is a predicted model, not a curated record. The transcript has 21 exons.
CCCAGUCAGCUCUCGGGGACGCGAGAGGGAGGCAGCUUGCAACUAGCUCGCCAGCGUUGGAAAUCGACAAGAGGCAGGGAAUGCCUUGCAAUUAGCAGGGAAUUCCCUUCCCCUCUCUUUGGGGCCGGAUUUCCCCUGUCCCUGGGACACAGGAAUGGGCUGACUCUCUCCAUGCACCAGGGAUAGAGAGCGAGAGAGAAUUUAUUUGUGCUAUGAACUCUGCAGAGAAGGCCACGUUUUCAAUGCACGCUCUCCUCAUCUGCAAACAAAAAGUUGCAAUAUUUUUUUUCUUGACACAGAAGCGGAAGAAGCCCACCACCUGCCUAUAGAUCUUAAAUGACCGAGCUGGAAGCAAGAUUUACCACCUCCAGUUCAAAACCCCCCUUGCAUUAAUCUUAGCCGCAUUUUCACUCUGGAGGACACGGGAGGUUGGUUCGAGAUUCUUGCAUUUGACUUUUUUCUUAUAUGUGCGAAAGAUAGCAAUUGGAUCAGAAAUCGCAAGGAUAUUGGCGUUUGUGGAUCAUUAUGUAAUCGGAAGCGAUAAUGCAUGAAGUGGCUGCCUGAAGAGAUAGCAAACAUUGACAAUAAAAACGCCUGGUGCUCAUUCUCAGAAGGAAGGGGCGUUUCAGGAUAUUGUUCAGCGAAUGUAAAUCACGGAAAAGUUGGCUUCUGUGUUGUGACAGUGAUCCGGCUUUCCUGAAUUUGGAAGGAAAUGGUCUGGUGCCUUGGGAGGAUUUUCAGUGACGCGAUCUUCCCACGUGUCAUUCCUCAAUAGCCGCAACUUCAGCUCAAUCUACCGCAAGGAGAAGGGAGAACUAAGCUGCCCCCCCCCCCCCCCCCCUUAUCCAGAUCCGAUCCCAGUAACAAUGGAGCAGGAUAAUAGCAAACAACCGGCGCAGGAAGAGAGGAGCAAGGCUGAGAAGAGGUUCUCGCUGUGGUACAUGGGCUGGUCCACACUGGACAGGAGGACCACCUUGCCCAUGUUGCCCUGGCUGAUGGCUGAGAUCCGUAGGCGCUGUGAGAAGCAAGAGCCCGGGUCAUCCUUGGCGGCGCGGGAAGUCCUCCUCAUUCUCUGCCCACCUCUCAUCAGAUGUGUCCCCCAGGCCACCAGUAGCAACUCGUCGGUCUUCAUCUUCGAGCACAAGGCGCAGCACAUCAUCAGGUUCAUCCACAACAGUCAUGACCUCACCUACUUUGCCUAUCUCAUCAGGACCCAGCCUGACAACCCGGAGACCGAGAUGGCCUGCCACGUUUUCAGAGGCACUGACCCCAACCAGGUCCCUGAUGUUAUCAGCAGCAUCCGACAGGUCUCCAAGGCCUCUUUAAAAGGGGAUGCAAAGUCGCGGCAAGUCAGCGAUGAUGCCUUCUACAACUCGCAGAAGUACGAGGUGCUGUACUGUGGCAAGGUGGUGGUGGCACACAAGAAGGCUCCGUCCACCCUCAUCGACGACUGCAUCGAGAAGUUCGCCCUGCACCAGCGGGAAAGGGAGCGGCUGAAGCUGCUGAACGAGGACUCCCCGACUGAUGCCCCAGCCGGCCAGGAGGAAGCAGAAGCCGGAGAGGGUGCCGAGCUGCUGUGCGACGUGGCUGACGAGGCUACCGUCAACACUAACCUACCCUCCGGCGGUGCCGGCCCGGGCGAGCUGUCGAGCGUGGGCUCCUGCUCGGCACUGACCGAGCCCAGCCCGGCGGACGCGCCAUUCGAGGACGAACAGGCCGAGUUCCGCUCCCGGUGCAACAGCGUCGCCAGCAUCCGGCCCAGGAAGGUGCCCGACCUCGCGGCCAAAGUACCAUCUCGACGUCGCCAUGCCAGUGCCCCAAGCCACGUCCAGCCCUCCGAUGCAGAGAAAAAUAGGACAAUGUUAUUUCAGGUUGGUCGGUUUGAAGUUAACCUCAUCAGUCCUGACACCAAAACAGUCGUGCUUGAAAAGAAUUUCAAGACUAUUUCCUCCUGUUCUCAGGGGUAUAAGCACGUUGACCACUUUGGGUUCAUUUGUCGAGAAAGUGUCGAACCUGGUCUGAACCAGUACGUGUGUUAUGUGUUUCAGUGUGCCAAUGAAUCACUGGUGGAUGAAGUCAUGCUGACCUUGAAGCAGGCCUUCAGCACUGCCGCUGCCCUGCAGAAUGCCAAGACUCAGAUUAAACUGUGUGAGGCCUGCCCCAUGCAUUACCUGCAUAAACUCUGUGAGCGGAUUGAAGGUCUCUAUCCACCAAGAGCAAAGCUUGCGAUACAGAGGCAUGUCUCUCUUCUGAGUGACAAUGAGCAGGCUGAUAUUUUUGAACGUGUGCAGAAAAUGAAGCCAGCCGAUGACCAAGACGAGAACGAACUGGUGAUUCUCAUCCUGAGGCAGAUGUGUGAGACCAAACAGAAGAACCAUGCUCACCUUGGAGAGACCCCUACGCCUUUGCCAAAUAACGUGAUCCCAGAACACUCCGCAAGCAUGGGCAGGUUUAAACUCGACAUUCUGAAAAACAAGGCAAAGAAAUCAUUAACCAGCUCCCUGGAGAAUAUCUUCUCACGGGGAGCCAAGAUGCGCGGCCGAUUAGGGAGCAUGGACAGCUUUGAACGUUGCAACAGCUUGGCAUCGGAUGCAUCCAGGGACGGUUCCCCAGGGGAGUCCCCUCCUGGUUCUCCGCCAGUCAGUCCUCGGGCGUCCCCUCUCUCGUCGCUGGGCCAGCCCUUUGUGGAGCAGGACCCCGACUCGCCGCUCUUCAGGAGACGGGCGCACACAUUCAGCCACCCGCCCUCGAGCAGCAAGCGGAGGAUCAGCUUCCCCAAUGAGAAGCCACACCACGGCAAGUCGCCCAUCGUUCGCCAGCAGUCGGAGAUAUUACAGAGCAGCCCCAUCAACAUCGUGAGACGCAGUCGUUGUGACUCUGAGAGCGAAUCCACUUCCAGCAGCCUCCCUGCCUCCCUGUCCACCCCUUCUUUCCUGAAGUCCUUUUACACCAAUUCGGGCAGGCUGCUGCACCUGCAGUCGGACAGUGGGAGCCCCAAGAGUGAUGGUGAGGGCAGGAGAAGGGCCUUCUCUGGAUGCAGCACGGAUUCAGUGAGCGGGGCGGGGACGGUGCUCACCCCGCGUCGGAUCUCCUGGCGCCAGCGGAUCUUCCUGCGCGUUGCCUCGCCCAUGAACAAGUCACCGGCCACCAUGCAGCAGAAGGGGACAUUGGAAGAUCACCUUGACGGCAUCGAGUUGCCACCCCUUUCCCCGCUUGCGCCUGCUGUAGAGGAGGACCCCUUGGCCUCUCUGCUGGUGGCGGAUGACGUGCCCGAAGGGGAGAAGAGAAAGCGUUCCUCGGAAGAGCUCCGGCGCAUGUGGCGAAAAGCCAUCUGCCAGCAGAUCCUGUUGCUCCGGAUGGAAAAGGAAAAUCAAAGACUGGAAGCGAGCAGGGAUGAACUUCAGACCAGAAAAGUGAAACUGGACUACGAGGAAUUUGUGCUUUGCCAGAAAGAGGUUUCUGCAGUUUGGGACAAAAUGUUGAGCACCCCAGGAAGGGCAAAGGUCAAGGUUGACAUGGAGAAGGUUCACAUGGCACUUAGUCAAGGUGUUCCGAAGUGUCGGAGAGGAGAGGUUUGGCAAUUCCUCGCCGAGCAGUAUCGGCUGAGACACCGGUUGGCGGAAAAGCAGCAACCAGGAGAUAUCUCGUACAAGGAACUCCUGAAACAACUGACAACCCAGCAGCACGCCAUCCUGGUGGACCUUGGGCGAACGUUCCCCACGCACGCAUAUUUUUCGGCACAGCUGGGAGCUGGGCAACUCUCGCUGUUUAAUCUCCUCAAGGCCUACUCAUUGCUGGACAAGGAGGUUGGCUACUGCCAGGGCAUCAGCUUCAUUGCUGGUGUCCUUCUUCUGCACACAAGUGAGGAACAAGCCUUCGAAAUGCUGAAGUUUCUCAUGUACGACCUCGGCUUCCGUAAGCAGUACAGGCCCGACAUGAUGUCAUUGCAGAUCCAGAUGUACCAGCUAUCGAGGCUGCUACAUGACUACCACCGGGACUUGUACAUACACCUGGAGGAAAAUGAGGUCAGCCCCAGUCUCUACGCUGCCCCAUGGUUUCUCACUUUCUUCGCCUCACAGUUCCCACUGGGAUUUGUUGCCAGGGUUUUCGAUAUAAUGUUUCUUCAAGGGACUGACGUGAUAUUUAAGGUGGCUCUCAGCCUGCUGAGCAGUCAUGAAGCAUUAAUUCUGCAGUGUGACAGCUUUGAGAGCAUUGUCGACUUCGUGAAGUCCACCAUUCCAAAUCUGAGUCACUCACAGAUGGAGAAGACUAUUAUCCAGGUAUUUGAGAUGGAUAUCUCCAAGCAGCUUCAUGCCUAUGAGGUAGAAUACCACGUGUUGCAGGACGAGAUGGUGGAGGGUGCAUCACCGUGUGACGAUGGGGAUCGCUUGGAGAAGCUGGAGAGAGCAAACAGUCAGCUCAAGAGACAGAACAUGGAGUUACUGGAGAAGCUCCAGGCCACCCGCUUCAAGAUCCAGAACCUGGAAUCCAACAUUGAGAGCAUUCUGAGCCGAGAGAAUAAAAUGAAGCUCCUGAUCCGCUCGAUGGAACAGGAGAAGCAGGCCCACCUGAAGACGAUAGAGCACAUGCGCAGGUACUUGCCUCCGGACGUCCUCUCUGACGGGGAGCAUCAGCCGAGGAAAAACUCGGGGGUUUUCCCGUCAAGAAAGCCAGAAGCAAUGGAAGAAGAGGUGGAUAAUAGCGGAGUCAAAAUAAGGAAUAAUAAGCCAUGAGAGAGGGAAGAGUAAGGGGAAAUGCAGCAAGUAGAAGCCCUGUAGCCAUUAUCAGGAGGGAAGUGCAGACUUUACCAGGCCUUUGAGCCACUGCUUCAUACAGGGAGUGUCUCAGAAGAUAUCAUAAUGAAGGCCUUUGUAAAGAAUGGUGAAUGUAGAAAGCUUGGUACCCAAAGUCCUUUUUAUCCAAACAAAAUGCAACAGAACUUUAAUACUUCCAUGGCCAGACUACUCAGUGUUUUUUGCAAGUACAGCAUUGCAGUCGGAUACUGAACAUCUUAACCCCCCGAUGACUACAGGUGCUGUGUUGGAGGUACUCUCUGGUACCACAACUGGGGUGACCUGCUUGAUUGUAAGACAAAAGGACCGGGUGGUGGUUCUAUGACAACUAUUCUCUUCCUGCCAUAUUAGUAACUAGGGUGAGGGGUGCAAGUCAACUCUUUGAGAAAUCAUGUUGGAAAAAAAAUGCAUUUUCUCUGCAAGGAAACAGUGCGCUUCUCGUCUGAUCUGCGGUGGAUAAAAAUAAUCGGAGCGAUUAACUUCUUUGUGACUGCAAAUGGUCGGCAGUCAGCAAAGAAUAGUGAGGGGGGAUGCUUAAGCCAGGACUUGCACAAGUGCCAAAUCCCACUGCUUUCACAUAAGUCAAUGCUGCAGUCUGCCAGUAAAUUGGAAUCUCUUCCCCAAGCAAAAUAACCAGCUAAAGUCUGAAGAAGGACAAUAUUAAGAAAUCAAAAAAAAAAUCGGAACUGCCACAACUGUUUCAUCCAACCAGUGAGUUCCACAGUGUUUAAUCCUCCACUGUGUGUGUGUUUGCAAGAAAUAUAACCAAAUCAUAUAAAAUGAUGUCUGUACUCUAUGUAACGGUGCAGUUUCUGUAAAACAAAGUCUAUUUUCUCCUUUACAGUG